CAUGGUGGUUACUGGAGAGACAGACAAGUCGGUGUCUUCACCAUCUAGUCAACAGUCCCCAUGCAGUGUGCUAGACAGCUUAUAGAGUGAACUUAGUGAACAGUGCGUGGCCUGUCGACAUAGUGAACAUGUACAAGGACAUAUCUCCCCAAACCAAAGAGACGGUCAUGCAGGGUGCCGAGGACUACUCCAGACCCUCGCACUCGCCGCCCAUGUCCCCCCACGGUCUGCCGCCCCACGCCCGCAUCUCAGCCUUCUCUGUGGUCACACCCCACACCAAGCCUUCCACUGGUAAAGAGUGCAAGAGUCCUGUGAGCGGGUGUGUGGCUUCUGGACCCCUGGUGCCCCCGGGCGCCUACCUUAACAGCACGUGGCCGCUACCCCCCGGCCUCAUAUACCCAUACCCCGCAACACUGAUGCGCUCAUACUCGUCAGCCUCGCUGGGCUCCCUCUGGAAUUCCAGCAGCCUCGGUGGAUGCCACAACAAGCAGUACACAGGUGGGCCGAUGCCUCCGUCGCCUGAAAAACGCGACGAGCCUCUUAAUUUAUCCCUUAAAAGCUCCCGGCCCACCAAGGCAGCCAUAUGGUCCCCUGCAUCUGCCUUGGAACAAGAAGAAAAGGAAGAGUCAUUACCUUCUCCAACAGGGCGUCUCAGCCCUAUGGACUCGAGUGACUGCGAGGCCAUCCCGGCAACGCAAGAAGAAUCGUGCAAAGACCCACGAGCUCCUCCUUUAGAUUCAAUCAGCCUCAGACUUGGCCUCAGUCAAUAUGCAGAAUUCGUAGUGAACCUCCAAGGUCUGGCGACGCGCGAUAAAGAAGGCGAGGGAGCCAUCGCAAGCCGGAAGGAAGGAUUCUCUUCAUCGUGGUGCCAGGGAGUCUGGCCCUGGACACCCCUAUACCGCGGCGCUGACGUCUUUCCUUGUCAACAGUGCCCAAAGACCUUCAGCUCGCCACUUAGUCUGGACGUUCACGUAAAACGAACUCACUGCAUACCAAAAGGUUACGACCCGUACCCAGCAGACAACGACAAGACUGUCACACAACCCCAAGGACUUAAUAAUGUCUCUCCAGUCAGAACUGAGAAGACCUUUCAGUGUAAGCAGUGUGGGAAGUGUUUCAAACGGUCAUCCACCCUCUCCACCCACCUGCUCAUCCACUCAGACACCCGCCCCUACCCCUGCCAGUACUGUGGCAAGCGCUUCCACCAGAAGUCAGAUAUGAAGAAGCACACCUAUAUCCACACCGGUGAAAAGCCUCAUAAGUGUGUGGUGUGUGGGAAGGCGUUCAGUCAGUCUUCCAACCUCAUCACUCACAUGCGGAAGCACACAGGAUACAAACCCUUUGCAUGUGGCUUAUGCGAGAAAGCUUUCCAACGGAAAGUGGAUCUUCGACGACACCGGGAGUCCGUCCAUCCUAACUGUGAGCACAUUCCUCCUCCACCACCGCAGCCAUUCCCGCUCCACACCGAUUCAGAGAACAACAACAACGACAACCACAACAACAACAACGAAAGCAUGAGCAACAAUAACACACCUUCUGAAGUCUCGAGCGAAUCUACUCCAAGUAUUAACACACUGCUAUAGGUGAAAGGUUGCCCCUUCCCUAUUAUAGGUUCCACUGCAGUGUGCGUAGCGAUCUUUGUACUCACCACACAGCACUCUUGGUAUACAUUGUUAUCUUGUUUGGUGCACAAAUCAGACAAGAACCAAAAUAGUCAAUGUGUAUUAAUUCCACGUGUAAAUGUACUACACAGCUACUUGCAUCAAUGUGCUUAUACAGUGCAACAAUGAUCAUGUAAAUACCUGAGAGACUGUACAGCGCAUUGCUCAACUGCCAACAUAAGAAUGUCAUUAUGAAGAUAUGUGAUGUACACUCAAGUGCAUGGUCAGCUUGAUUCGCUUUCACCCGUGACCUGAUCAUUUUAAGGUCUUAUAUCUAGGUGCCAGACACCGGGAGGUUACGGCACAAGGAUUACUGGCCCUAUGAUAUUGUAAACACGGAAACUAUGAAGGCAUUGCAAUGGAAAUUUUCCCAUUAUUUUAUUUUAUGAACUUAUAUCAAAUGCCUUCUUUUUCUGAAACUGUGAAAUCUCCUUUGGAGACUUGACGAAGUUUCUUGCCUGAUUUUUUUUUAAUUUCGUGUUGAGUCAGUCUCAUUAAGUUUAGGAGUCACGUCAGUAUGAUAAAAGGCCCUAACAGUCAAAAGAAUAGUAGAGUAGAAAGAUAGUUGCUUAGUACUUGUAAUUACGGUUGUAUAUCCAUGACGCAAGCCUUGGCACGUGCAUGACACACACGUCCUGGAAGUCACAGAUGUCCUACACGGACAGAAAAUGUGUAUCCAAAACAUAUUAUAAAAUACAAGUAGUCAUAAUGCAAGCACAAUAAGAUUUAGUCAGGGCACAGAUACAUGCACCACGUAAAGCAGCAAUAUCAAGAACUAUGGCACAGAUAGCCACAGGUAUGAUGUUGCCACAGUAAUUUCAUAAGCUUGAAAGACAAACUAAUGAGAUGAUUCAGAUACACACAUUUUGUCCUAUGUAGGCAGAGUCGUAAAGCCGUGAUUGGUCAACAGAUGGUCUCACAAUAAUGACAUUAGUCACUCUUCAUGUACAAACUCUUCAGUAUUAACCUGGAAACUUAAGGGUCCAAGUCGGCUCUGUUCAAGAAUUCACGCUUUAAGCUGUUAAGGUUUCAGUGUAGAACUCUGACUCUGUGGCUCCAUGUCCAUGUGGAAUAUUAACAUGGAAUAGCAGCUAAAGUGUGAGAAUCUCACACUGGGUUUUUGUGUUAUCCAUGGAAAACUGUUGGCUAUUAGUGCAGUUCCAAAGAUUAGACUCGGGAGCACUUCGUGUUACACGUGUGUUGAGGCCUCCAUAUGGAACAGUCUGUGGGUCUAUGAUUCCAUGAAAAGCACUGAGUGGGGUCUAGACUAAGUGCUUCCAUACAACGAAUCUAGAGGCUUCCUUGUGGAACAGUCUUCAAUUCUAAUGGGCAUUCACGUAGAACACCAACCCUGAGAGUUUAGAAGUUUCUGUGGAACGCCUGAUUCUGUGAACGUAGAGACCAUUAACUAAACCAGUCUUGUUAUGGACGCAGAACCAGAUGGAAAAUCAAGUCUGUAAUGUGAACAGACAGCUGGUGGUGGCCUGGCCAGAUGGCCAAUGAGACCAGGAGUUCCAGUGUAAUACGUGCGGUCAAGGCUUGAGACGACCAGUGAUGUGGCUUAUUUCUAUUUCUUAGUUACUCGUCACACAGUUAGGGACUAGUCAGUUAGCAUCGAACCAAAGUAAAUUUAAGUCAGUUCUAUUUA
Cherax quadricarinatus is the source of this 3309-nucleotide messenger RNA. Its product is annotated as B-cell lymphoma 6 protein homolog. The record is from RefSeq and is a predicted model, not a curated record. Gene Ontology annotation, biological process: regulation of transcription by RNA polymerase II. Gene Ontology annotation, molecular function: DNA-binding transcription factor activity, RNA polymerase II-specific; chromatin insulator sequence binding; sequence-specific DNA binding. Lineage: Eukaryota; Metazoa; Arthropoda; Malacostraca; Decapoda; Parastacidae. Gene Ontology annotation, cellular component: chromosome; nucleus.